Messenger RNA from Colletotrichum graminicola M1.001, 552 nucleotides. Its product is annotated as DNase1 protein. The transcript has a single exon. The record is from RefSeq and is a predicted model, not a curated record. Lineage: Eukaryota; Fungi; Ascomycota; Sordariomycetes; Glomerellales; Glomerellaceae. Bases 1 to 552 code for a protein of 183 amino acids.
AUGCAGUUCAACAUCCUCUCUCUCCUCGGCGCUGCCGCUCUGGCCGCCGCCAACACCGUCACCUUCCAGUCUCUGGACGACGUCACCCGCACCGUCUACUUCACCCCCAACUCCGGCCUUGCCUCCAUCGACUCUGUCGAGGUCCCCGGCAAGGGUGAGGUCAAGGUUCAGAUCCCUGAAUCCUGGAUCGGCAACUGGUACGCCAUCUCGGAGGGCGCCGAGAACACCCCCGGCAUGCUCGGCGAGGUCGCCUUUAACGGCUGGAACGGCUUGACGUACUUUGACGUCUCCGCCAUUAUCAACCCCAACGACCACGACGGCGUCAAGAAGAUGUGGCCCGCCAGCGGCGCUGAACCCGUCUCCGGCUGCGAUUCGUUCCCCUGCAACAACGCUUACUACCUUGCCAACGACGUGCAGACCAAGGUCACCUCCGAGACCGACCUCAUCUGCACCCUCGGCAAGAACGGCGCCGUCUCCCGCCGUGACAUUGACGACCACCACGAGUCCCCCAGCUACAAGCGCGACUUCGUCCAGGGCAAGUACUCCAACUAA